Molecule: messenger RNA, 291 nt
Organism: Clunio marinus
Lineage: Eukaryota; Metazoa; Arthropoda; Insecta; Diptera; Chironomidae
Source: the annotation of a GenBank genome assembly
AUGAGGAAAGAUUUGUUUAUGCAUUUUUCAAAAAUCCAAUUUAAUUCAGCGGAAGAAGUCAUGUCCACUGAAAAGUCAUUUAAACUUCCCAGCCACUUUCCGCCUUGUCAUCAAAGCGAUUUAAAUGUUUCCACGAUUCAUUCAAAGAAUGUACAAGUUGCAGUGUUUUCCCUGGAAAAACUUUUCUUAAUUAGCAAAACAAAAGGAAAAAUAACUUUAAAUGCAGUUUUCAUUGUUUUGUCUGAUGAAAUUGAUAGAACAUUUAGAGCUUAUUAUGACAUGCCAUGGUAA